Phytophthora sojae is the source of this 1131-nucleotide messenger RNA. RefSeq lists its product as hypothetical. Lineage: Eukaryota; Oomycota; Peronosporomycetes; Peronosporales; Peronosporaceae. Bases 1 to 1131 code for a protein of 376 amino acids. The record is from RefSeq and is a predicted model, not a curated record. The transcript has 2 exons.
AUGGUGGUUGGAUCGAUGCCGCCGCCGACGGCGCCAGAAAACAAAGACGAACUCCGAAUCGAAGCACGGCGCCAGCGGGAGAUUGAGCGCACCAAGAAGCUCGGACCUGGUCGUCUUCGGAACAUUGGGGCGGACAUUGCAGGGGUGAAGAACCAAAUCGAGGAACACCAGCUUCAGGACGCAGCGGAUCGCGAAGCCAAGCGGGCAAGCGAGGAAGAAGAUGCAGCGAUCCGACGCUACUUGCUUCAAGUUGAGUCCGAAGACGCACUCGCAAAGCGGCGUGAGCUUCUGACACUGCGCAACGACUGGGACCAGCAGUCUGCCGAAUUACGAGAGGGUCGCGCGCGAUACGCUGCCUUUCGCGCCUUGGGCAUCGACCCUGAUAGCUGCGCCCCGGGGGCUGCCCAGAAGUUUGAAGGCGAGGAUGCUGCUCGCCUGGAACGUAUACGGCUGCAGGCGAUGCAGAUGAAGCAGUGGUCGAUCCAGAAGAUGGCCGAAGAGGCUCAGCGCAACGCCCACGAGAGCGAAGCAUUGGCUUCAUACAUGGCGCAGUUGUUUGAGAUCGAGAGGCUCAUGGAGGAGCUGCACCAGGGGAACGAGCGCGAACGAGCAGCAGCGUCAGAGGAGAUCAGUCGAUUCAACCAGCGUCUCUCAGCUCAGCAACGCCAGGACGAGAGUGACCGGCGUCGACAUGAGCAGGAGGAGAACGCUCGCGAAAUUCAGCUCACUCUGCAGAGCAACCUGGUGAGCGAGAACCCACUGCAAGCUGCGCUGCCCGGAACGUCGUUCGACCAUCGAGUUCGCGUAGACCACUGGAAAGGGUUCUCGGGCGAGCAGACCAAGUAUUACCUCCGUCGAAAUGACGAGAUCCUGGACGAAAAGGCUCGUCGCAGGCAGCAGGAGCGCGAGCAAGCGGAGGAGGACGCCAGGAACCAGCGGGAACUCCACCGCACACUCGCGCAUGAAGAGUAUCUGGCUCAGCAACGACGAGCGCAGAUGGAGAUGGAUAUGCGCACCACUCGUGAGCAGCAGGCCCAGCAAGCAGCAGAGCGCGAGAAGGCAAACGCCGACCGAGCACGCGGCAAGAUCGAGCCGGGCUUCUUCCAGAACUUCGGUCGAUCAUACCGCUGA